AUGCUGUCCAGCGGCGGAAUCAUAAAGAGAGAGGCCAACCAGAAGAGCGACAGAAAUGGGGACUGCUGGAGAAGCACAAAGUAUACUAACUAUUCAGAGCCCGGAGACACAGUACUAACAAGCCUUCAGGAUUACUCCGCACGUGCACGAGACUUCAACGACAAGAAGAAGAAGCUCAAGGCCCUGAAGCAAAAGGUCCUCGACAAAAAUCCAGAUGAAUUCUACUUUGGCAUGAUGUCUCGCAAGGGACCAGCGACCACAGGGAAAAGUCGAACGGGAACCAUCAAUGGCGAUAGAGGGAACGAGGCGCUAAAUCAGGAGGCUGUGCGGCUAUUCAAGACGCAAGACCUAGGUUAUGUUAGGACCAUGCGGAACAAGGCGCUAAAGGAGGUCGAUGAGUUGGAGAGGAUGGCUUUAGGAAUUAAGGGUGCUGGGAGGAAAGUCAUUUUCGUGGAUGAUGAAGACGAGCAGUGGCAGAAGGUGGAGAGUGCAGAUCAAGAUUUGGAACAUUUCGAUGAGGACUAUGAGGUCGAGGACUCUGAGUCUGACGACAUCGAGGCCAAGAACUUCAGGAAAAUGCAGCAGAAGGAAACGGAUAAGUUAGAGACUCGUUUGAACAUGGCGCGCGAACGUUUGGAUGUUCUUACCAAGACGGAACAGGCACUGGAAUUACAGCGAGCGAGGAUGGCAAAGUCACCGACCGUGGGAGGAGUCACGAAAAAAGGAGGUAAGUUUAAGGUGCGACAACGCAAGAGAUAA
Cadophora gregata is the source of this 759-nucleotide messenger RNA. RefSeq lists its product as uncharacterized. Lineage: Eukaryota; Fungi; Ascomycota; Leotiomycetes; Helotiales; Ploettnerulaceae. The transcript has a single exon. The record is from RefSeq and is a predicted model, not a curated record. Gene Ontology annotation, cellular component: nucleolus; small-subunit processome. Gene Ontology annotation, biological process: rRNA processing. Bases 1 to 759 code for a protein of 252 amino acids.